Molecule: messenger RNA, 1272 nt
Organism: Neoarthrinium moseri
Lineage: Eukaryota; Fungi; Ascomycota; Sordariomycetes; Amphisphaeriales; Apiosporaceae
Exons: 1
Coding region: 1-1272 (423 amino acids)
Molecular function (GO): FAD binding
Source: RefSeq, a predicted model, not a curated record
AUGGGCCUGAAAGUCCUCAUCAACGGGGCGGGCAUCUGCGGACCCGCGCUCUCCAUCUUCCUGCAGCGGUCCAACUCUUCGCACGAGAUCACCGUGGUCGAGCGCUCGCCAUCGCUACGCGUCGCGGGUCAGCAGAUCGACCUCCGCGCGCAGGGCAUCGCCGUCAUGAGGAAAAUGGGACUCCUGGACACCAUCAAGACGAAGACUGUGGCCGAGCAGGGCCUGACCUUCAUCGACGCCAACGGCCGCACCAAGGCUGUAUUCGGCAAGAACGACUCCGGCAAGGGCCAGCAGGCCUUCACGAGCGAGUACGAGAUCAUGCGCGGCGACCUCGUCGACAUCUUGUACCAGGAGAGCCUCGAGGUCGGGCGGAGGGUGGAACGGGACGGGAAUGGUCGGUGCGUACGGUACGAGUUCGGCAAGUAUGCGACCGAGCUUAGGCAAGACGGGUCGGGGGUCGAUGUCACGUUCUCCGACGGCACCCAGAGCAGAUUCGAUCUCGUUGUCGGCGCUGAUGGGCAGGGCAGCCGGACGCGGCGCAUGGCCUUCGGGAAAGACCUCUCGGAGAAUGUCUUCAAGCCCCUAGGAGCCUUUGUGGCCUUCUUCAGCAUCCCGAAGGGGGAGGGCGACGGCGAGAUGGCCAAAGUCUUCCACAUGCCCGAGUAUCGCAUAGUCAGCACCCGGACGGGAGACCGACCAAUCACGCAGGCGUAUCUCGCCGUCCUCAGUGACUCCGAGGAGCUAAAGGCAUCGACUAGCAAGCCGGUGCAGGAGCAGAAAGCCCUCUGGAAGGGGCUAUUCGAAGACUGCACGUGGCAGCGCGAGCGUCUGCUCGAGGGCCUCGAGAAGUGCGACGAUUUCUACGCGGCGCGCGUUGGGCAGGUCAAGACGGAGACGUGGUCGAGCGGACACGUCGCCUUGCUGGGAGAUGCCGGAUACUGCCCCAGCCUGUUCACGGGCAUGGGGACUACGGCAUCCUUGGUAGGCGCCUACGUUCUGGCGGGUGAGCUUGCCAGGCACGACGGCAAUAUCCCGGCUGCUCUGGAGUCUUAUAACAACGUUCUCCAGCCGUUUGUGACCGAGAUCCAGAAGCUCAUACCGGGAACCCCCAAUAUCCUGUAUCCCAAGACAGAAUGGGGCAUCUGGUUUCUGCAUACAGCCCUUGGUGUAUUUACGACUCUCAAGAUUGACAAGGCUAUCAACAUGCUUCUGCCCGAGGAUAAAGGUGGCUGGAAGAUACCGGAAUACCCUGAGCUCAAAUUGGAGAGUUAA